AUGGGAGGUCCAAGGCUCGAAGUUUUUAAGUUCGGUGUCUACAUUUUCACACCAGUCAUGUUCAUGGUGUACUUUGGCGCACCCGAAUUCUACGACAAACAUGUUCGAGGCUCAAAAUUCUGGCCUGCUCCAGAGACUGUCAACACACGCACCGGUAUUGACAAAAAGGAAUUGACAUACGAGGUCGAGCGCUUAAAACAGGAACGGCUUGCACGAAAAGCUGCACGGGAAGGUAUAUCGGGCGACAAAAACGUGUAGACACUUUUUUUUUAUCUAUCGCUACGAUGAAGACGUUUGUCCCAUUCGAUAUUUUUAUUAAUAAACGAAGAAAUAAAGGAGCCUAU
Lobosporangium transversale is the source of this 344-nucleotide messenger RNA. RefSeq lists its product as hypothetical. Bases 1 to 258 code for a protein of 85 amino acids. The transcript is spliced from 5 exons. The record is from RefSeq and is a predicted model, not a curated record. Lineage: Eukaryota; Fungi; Mortierellomycota; Mortierellomycetes; Mortierellales; Mortierellaceae. Gene Ontology annotation, biological process: mitochondrial respiratory chain complex IV assembly. Gene Ontology annotation, cellular component: mitochondrion; mitochondrial inner membrane.